AUGGCAGAACCGGUCCCCUCGGCGUCAGCGGCCGCCGCAGACGCAGCCGACGAUGAGGUGUCUCAAAAUCUCCCCAAGAAUGCCGAAGACCGCAAAGCCGCGGCGGCGCUCAAUUCGUUGAAUGCCAACGAGAUGUCGACGGAGAACGGCGAGAGCGGCCCCAAGCAGCCGUCCGCAGCUGAUCAAGAGGCGUUGGGCAAGGCCAUGUCUAGGCUCGAGAUCGCCAGUGGUGUCAGCAAGAAGAAGGAGGACACGACAAAGGCAGAGACGAAGAAAGAGGUCGAGGUGAAGAAGAAAAUCAAGAUCGCAGCCGAGGAUGUCAACUUUCUGGUUGAGGAGCUCGAUCUUUCCAAGAACAAGGCCACAGAGCUAUUGCGGUCGCAUGAUGGAAACGCCUCGCUUGCCAUCAAAGCCUUCAUUACUCCUGCUGUUGGGGCAUGA
Cladophialophora yegresii CBS 114405 is the source of this 441-nucleotide messenger RNA. RefSeq lists its product as uncharacterized. Gene Ontology annotation, biological process: protein stabilization; negative regulation of apoptotic process. The transcript has 2 exons. The record is from RefSeq and is a predicted model, not a curated record. Lineage: Eukaryota; Fungi; Ascomycota; Eurotiomycetes; Chaetothyriales; Herpotrichiellaceae. The coding region runs from base 1 to 441 and encodes 146 amino acids.